Messenger RNA from Ruditapes philippinarum (Manila clam), 1724 nucleotides. Its product is annotated as UPF0488 protein CG14286-like. The transcript is spliced from 5 exons. The record is from RefSeq and is a predicted model, not a curated record. Bases 133 to 789 code for a protein of 218 amino acids. NCBI's taxonomy places the organism in Eukaryota, Metazoa, Mollusca, Bivalvia, Venerida, Veneridae.
ACACCUUUUAUACCCUUUUCAAGACACUAUAAAGUUGUUGUGUUCUACCUUAAAAGUAGCAUUUGUUACUAAAUAGAAAGUUAAUUAAGGUUUUACUUACAGUACAGCUUAAUUAUUUUAACUGGACCUUGGAUGCUGAAACCUAAACCAGUGAAACCUGACAGCUCAGCUGACAAUACUUCAGAAUCUGAUUUACCAGAUAACUGUGAGGAAAUGAAAGCAAAAUUUGAACAAGAGCUUAUCUGGUGCAUAGAGCAGCUUCAACUUGGUUUAGACACAAGUAAUCCAAAUUCUAAACAAGCCAUAGAAGGUACUAAGGCUUUGAAGAUUCUUUUAAGUUCUAAAGCUCCAAUGAUAAAGAAGAGACAAGUUAUGAGGAAUACAUUUGGUGACUACAGGAAGAAGAUGGCAGAAAUGGAACACAAAAGUACUAUAGCUGCUAGGAAAGGCAAAAUAACAUCAGCUGAAACAAAGAACAUGCAAAAAUCUACAUUCUUCAAGAAAAGCACUACUAGAAAAUCUGACAAUGCCACCCCAGUUAAAACGUACAGUGAUACACAUAUAGAGAACCAGUCUGAAAAUUGUAAUAAUAAUAAUAGCCAUGCUGACACAGGUGCCGAUUUAAACUCUAAGUUUCAAUUUAACUUUAAAAUUGAUGACAGUGUUCCAAUAGUAAGUGAUACUGAAAGUAUAAACACAGACAACACAGUUGAAAAUGUAAAUAGUCUAGGUGGUGCAGUUUUGAAAAGUGACAAUUCAUUCCGGUUUAAUUUUACAAUACCAAGUUGAUGAGACGGAUAAAUCAAGGGAUAUUUGAAAGACUAUUGUGAAGAAAACCUUUAUAUGUGUGUGAAUUAUAUGAAGAUUAAGAGUGAUUUAAAUAGGAGAGUAUAUUAUCAAGGAACGGAUAAAGUUGCUUAAAUCAGCAUGCCUCCAGAUACCGAUUUUCAUGAAAAAUUUGAAAAUUAAUUAUUAAAUAUAAAAAUCAUAAAAUUAAUCAACAGUUACUGUAAAAUUACAUUGAAUCCAUUAUGUUAAAGGUGAUUCUCAAAAGAUUUGUAACAUAGAAUGUCUCUGUUACUUAACAGUGUUCGUAAACAGAAUAAAAUGUACCGAAACAAAAUAUUAUACUGCUGUUUUAAGUAUUUUUGUGUUCUAGAACAAAAUUUUAAGUAGAGUUUUAUCAGUUCUGUAAUUUUUUGUUCAUGCCCCAUUUCCUUUUAAGCUAGUUCACUAUCUUAUUUAUUUGAAUUUUCAUACAAGCAUUUCGGAAGUAUUCUUUUUUUUAAUUGAAUUUUUUUUUUCAGUAGAUACAUCUAUAUAGCUUUAUACACUUUAAAAGAAGAUAAUUGAGCUGCGUCACCACAAAACCAACAUAAUGGGUUUGCGACCAGCAUGGAUGCAAACCAGCCUGCACAUCCGCGCAGUCUGAUCUGAUCAGGAUCCAUGCUGUUCGCUAUCAGUUUCUUUACUUGAUAUAGGGUCUGUAAGCGAACAGCAUUGAUCCAGAUCAGACUGCGCGGUCGCAAAUGCAUUACGUUGGUUUUGUCGUGACGCGGCUCAAUUUACAGGAAUUAUGUAUGCUAGGAAGCAUAAUUUGUUGACACAUUUUAUAAAUUAUUGUAAAGAAAAAUGUGUUGCCAAUUUCAAUUGAACAUAUGUUUUUUAUAUAAUAGGAAUUGUUUGCUGGAAUGAUUUUGUGACGUAAUAAAUACUGGAGGAUA